AUGGGCGACCGCUUCUGUAAAGAAUGUAGUAAUCUCCUUUAUCCAAAAGAGGAUGACAGCACCCUCUUCCUUGCAUGUAAGAGCUGCGAGCACAUCCAGGAAGCAAAAUCACACCGUCUCUAUGCGAAAAACUUCAGGCCAAAACAUACAUCGAUAGAACUGUAUGCCAAGGAUCUUGCACAGGACCCUACCCUCCCUUCAAUAAAGAUCGAUUGUAAGAACUGUGGAUUCAAUAAAGGAUUGUACUUCCAGUCGAGAGGUGGAGAAGACGACGUUGCAUUGAAUAUUUACUAUUUAUGUUGCAGAUGCCAUCAUCUAUGGACAUGA
Molecule: messenger RNA, 327 nt
Organism: Encephalitozoon romaleae SJ-2008
Lineage: Eukaryota; Fungi; Microsporidia; Unikaryonidae
Product: DNA-directed RNA polymerase subunit M
Exons: 1
Coding region: 1-327 (108 amino acids)
Biological process (GO): transcription-coupled nucleotide-excision repair; maintenance of transcriptional fidelity during transcription elongation by RNA polymerase II; transcription initiation at RNA polymerase II promoter
Cellular component (GO): RNA polymerase II, core complex
Molecular function (GO): DNA-directed RNA polymerase activity; zinc ion binding; nucleic acid binding
Source: RefSeq, a predicted model, not a curated record